This is a messenger RNA of Cuscuta europaea, 1306 nucleotides long. Lineage: Eukaryota; Viridiplantae; Streptophyta; Magnoliopsida; Solanales; Convolvulaceae. The record is from the annotation of a GenBank genome assembly.
AGAAGAACAUUAAAGGGAACCAAAGGAAUAAAUGACACAAAUCUUUACUCCACUCAUCCCUACCCCUCCUCCUCUAGUCCUCUCUUCACUAACCCCUUCAUUUCCCAAGAUUUCCUGGAUUUGGCUCCUACCAAGAAACUCCAAGAAAUGAGUCAUAAAAUUUGAGUUAACCACUCUCCCAUCAAUCUCAUCAUUUCAAUCCAUCAUCAUUUUACCCCAUCUUUGCAUACCCAUCACUGAUAAUCUCUCUCUCUGCCUUCCUGUUUUUGCAACAAAUAUGGCAAUCUUCUGAUUUUUCAAUCACCAAUAUACAUCAUUGAAUCUCUGGAAAGCCCCUUCCUUCUAUACAUCUUUGAUUUGAUCCCCUGCCUUUUUUCUUUAAUGAAAAAACCCUAAAUUUCAAGAAGACCAGAAAGGCAGAAAGUUCAGAGCUUUCUUGAUCCAAGAGAUUUGGGAAGCAAAUAUACAUAUAAAAUCAGAAAAGAAAUGAAUCCCUUCUCUCAUGAAGUAGUUGCUUGCUCAAACCCCGACAACCCCAACUACGCCUCUGCCGUCGUGGCGGUGCCGGCGGCGCCGGCGUCGUCCAGCCGGUACGAGAAUCAGAAGCGGCGGGACUGGAACACGUUCGGGCAGUACCUCAAAAACCACCGGCCGCCGCUGGCACUCUCACGCUGCAGCGGGGCCCACGUGCUGGAGUUCCUCCGGUACCUGGACCAGUUCGGAAAGACUAAGGUCCACACCCAGAUAUGCCCUUUCUACGGGCACCCGAACCCGCCGGCGCCCUGCCCGUGCCCUCUCCGGCAGGCCUGGGGGAGCCUCGAUGCGCUCAUCGGCCGGCUGCGGGCGGCGUACGAGGAGAACGGCGGAACGCCGGAGACGAACCCGUUCGGGGCGCGGGCUGUGAGGCUUUACCUCCGAGAAGUUCGGGAUUUGCAGUCCAAGGCCAGAGGAAUCAGCUAUGAGAAGAAGAAGAGGAAACGGCCCCCGCAGAUGCCGGUGCCGCCGCCGCUGCCGCCGGGUGAGGCUCCACUGCAUAUCUGAUGUACGUGUGUAUUGGUUGUCGUAUAUAUCCAGAGCGAUCAUGUUCUUCCGGUUUUACCCUUCUAGUCUUUCUCUAGACUCUCUUUACCCCCAACAAAAAACAAAAAAAAAACAAAGGGAACUUUGGAUUUUCCUUCACUUCUGUAGUAUGUAUGCUCUAUAAUGAACUGAUCAAUUAUACUUCUGUGGGUUUUUAUAACUUCUUGCUUUAUUGGAAGUUCUUAAUUUUAUAUUAAUAUUAACCAUGAAAGGAUAUGAUUUUGUA